Linnemannia hyalina is the source of this 852-nucleotide messenger RNA. NCBI's taxonomy places the organism in Eukaryota, Fungi, Mortierellomycota, Mortierellomycetes, Mortierellales, Mortierellaceae. The record is from the annotation of a GenBank genome assembly.
AUGGACGACAUGUCGCAUCGGCAUCAACUAGAUGAAGCGUUUCACGCUCUCAAGGACACGGAGUUCACCGGAGAUGUGGCCGACGUGAAGGCUCGACUUCUGGACAGGCUUCGUCACCGGUUGGACAAUUUUAUUCUUGCAGAGGCCGACAAAGUUCGGAAAUUAUCGCCCAAGUCCAAUCUCAAGAACAGAAACGCCACUAUGCAGGAUCUCAGAGCACGUCCGAUGAAAAAACCUCAAACCCCCGACGGAGUCUUCAUGGAGUACAUGGAGUUGAUACAAAAGGAGCUCAGCAACAUCAAAAUCACCCGCAAAAUGGCUAAAGUCAAAGUCAGAAAAAGACCGGUGAGGAUUUGGCAACGGGUAGUGACAUGGAGGUCCGUCCGGCGGAAGGAGACAGUCGAUGGAGUAUUUCAUGGGUCUGACUACCAACCCAAGGGCAAGAAGGCUAUGGGAUCUGCUGCAAGGAACAACAUCGCAAGCAGUGAGAGCAAGGCCGUGGCGCCCCUAGUUGGAUCGUCAUCAACAACAACUCCAAGGCCUUCAGCUGAUAUGAUGGACAAGGCAAGUGUGGGUAUGGACAAGUGCAUGGAUGUCGACGAUGGAGGAGAGAGUAACGUCGUGGAUCUCGACAGCAAGUCCGAUACUGAUGAGGAUGAUGCAGACCCUAGGAAUGGCAGCCCUGGAUCCGGACAUCUCACGGCGAGAAAGGAGGAGGAGGAGUGCAGAAAACGCGAGGCUCAGCAAAAGCAGGAGCGGGACGCCAGGAAGGAGGAGUCGGCCAUGAAGACCGCCAAGAGUCGAAAGUGCUGGUCCGAUGAUGUAAACAAGACUAUCUGCGGGGGGACUUAG